This is a messenger RNA of Aspergillus saccharolyticus JOP 1030-1, 1409 nucleotides long. Its product is annotated as DnaJ domain protein. The transcript is spliced from 2 exons. Lineage: Eukaryota; Fungi; Ascomycota; Eurotiomycetes; Eurotiales; Aspergillaceae. The record is from RefSeq and is a predicted model, not a curated record. The coding region runs from base 92 to 1072 and encodes 326 amino acids. Gene Ontology annotation, cellular component: cytoplasm; nucleus. Gene Ontology annotation, molecular function: heat shock protein binding.
UCACUGGCUCCCGCAUGAGCUUCAUUUUCUUGCUGUGAUCCUGCCCUUGUUACGCACGUCUUUUUGAACCGUAGGUACCUAUCUUCUCACGAUGGCACGCAAGAGCAAGUCUCGCGCGGCUCCGCCCCGAAGCGAGUCUCCCGAUUCCCUUCGCGAGAGCGAGUCGCCGGAAUCUCGUCGUGCAAGCGAGUCUCCCGAGCCUCCUAUCCCAGAGAGUGACCUUUACGAAAUCCUUGGUGUCUCCAACGAUGCGACCGCCGACCAGAUUAAGUCGGCCUAUCGGAAACAAGCUCUGAAGCACCAUCCUGACAAGGUCCCCGUGGAAGAGCGUGAUGAAGCAAACAAGAAGUUUCAGCAGAUUGCCUUCGCCUAUGCCAUCCUCUCCGACGCGAAACGCCGCGAGCGAUACGACCUGACCGGCAGCACCAGUGAAGCGGUCGACAUCGACGAUGAUUUCAACUGGGCGGACUUCUAUCGCGAGCAGUUCUCCAGUGCGAUCGAUACCAACGCUAUUGAAAAGCUGAAGCAGGAGUAUCAGGGCUCGGAGGAGGAAGAGCGGGAUUUGCUGGCGGCGUAUGAGACUUACCGGGGAGAUUUGGAUAAGGUCUACGAGUCCGUGAUGCUCUGUAAUGUAAUGGAUGACGACGAGCGCUUUCGAGGGAUCAUCGACCGGGCCAUCGCCGCGGGGCGUGCAGAGAAACACAAGAGCUACGUUGAGGAGCCAGCCAAGAAGCGCGAGCGGCGUUUGAAACGGGCACAGAAAGAGGCCAAGGAGGCGGAGGCGUUGGCAGCGGAGGUCGAGGAGAAGCAGUCGGCUAAGAAUGGCAAGGGCGGCAAGCAGACCAAGACCAAGAAGAAGAACGAUGGUGCUGCGGGGGACAACGAGCUGAUGAGGAUGAUCCAGCAACGACAGGCCACGCGGGCGGCGGCGUUCUUUGACCGAUUGGAAGAGCAGUACGUGCAACCCGGUCGCAAGCGGGCGGCCAAGAUGGACGAGCCCCCAGAGGAAGCCUUUGCAGCUACUGCGGCGCGAAAGACCGGAGCCAAGAAAAAAAGAAAAACAGAUGCCUAGAACUGAUGGACGGGGGAGGAGCGGUCGGAUCCUUUGUUUUCUUUCUGCUUUGCAUCAUGUUCUUUCUGGGCGUUGAAAAUGCAUCCUCCGAUACGGAGUACACUGGUGAAAUUGGGGCGUUGGGUCUGUCCAUUCUGUUUUUGAUAUGUCAAUCAUCAAGCCAACAUCCAUCGUGGGUGGAAGAGAGCUACCUGUUUUGUGUUGCGUUUCCUUUUUUUUUGGUUUUCCUUUUUUUGGCUUUUUUCGCUACCAUGCAUGCAUUAAUGCUUUUUUGUUCGGCAUCUGGAAUGACACCGAAUGUAACAUCAGGGACGAGGGCAGUAGUGAAGUCGAAAAU